Molecule: messenger RNA, 724 nt
Organism: Ostrinia nubilalis (European corn borer)
Lineage: Eukaryota; Metazoa; Arthropoda; Insecta; Lepidoptera; Crambidae
Product: apolipophorin-3-like
Exons: 4
Coding region: 69-626 (185 amino acids)
Biological process (GO): lipid transport
Cellular component (GO): extracellular region
Molecular function (GO): lipid binding
Source: RefSeq, a predicted model, not a curated record
CGCCCGCCGACUCCCGACACACUACCCCUUGUGUUGCAGACCGAGCCGUACAGCACCCACACAUCGCAAUGGCCGCCAAGUUCGUCGUCCUCAUCUCGUGCCUCGCUCUCACGCAGGCGGCGCUCGUGAAGCGCGACGCGCCCUCGCCGCUCGAGGACCUGCAGAAGCACGCCGCGGAGUUCCAGAAGACGUUCCAGGAGCAGCUCAACUCGCUCGCCAACUCCAAGAACACGCAGGACUUCAACAAGGCGCUCAAGGACGGUUCCGACUCCGUGCUGCAGCAGCUGUCGGCGCUGUCCAACAGCCUGCAAGGCGCGCUGACGGAUGCGAACGGCAAGGCCAAGGAGGCGCUGGAGGCCACGCGUGCCAACCUGGAGAAGACGGCCGACGAGCUGCGCAAGGCGCACCCCGACGUCGAGAAGAAGGCCUCCGAGCUCAAGGACAAGCUGCAGGCCGCCGUGCAGAACACCGUGCAGGAAACUCAGAAGCUGGCCAAGGAGGUGCAGUCCAACGUGGAGGCCACCAACGCCAAGCUCGCGCCGCAGAUCAAGAAGGCCUACGACGACUUCGUCAAGCAGGCCGAGGAGGUGCAGAAGAAGCUGCACGAGGCCGCCACCAAGCAGUAACCGCCUCCGCCUCCGCCCUCACCCCUCACCUCUCACCCCCUUUCCUUCCCCGCACCGCACUAAACAUGUAUUGUAAUAAAGUUAGAUCUAUUACAUAA